Molecule: messenger RNA, 692 nt
Organism: Dichomitus squalens LYAD-421 SS1
Lineage: Eukaryota; Fungi; Basidiomycota; Agaricomycetes; Polyporales; Polyporaceae
Exons: 4
Coding region: 82-564 (160 amino acids)
Biological process (GO): translation
Cellular component (GO): cytosolic large ribosomal subunit; ribosome
Molecular function (GO): structural constituent of ribosome
Source: RefSeq, a predicted model, not a curated record
ACCAGCAACCCCGACGACCGUCAGUACCUCCUUGCUCGCUGUGCUUGACCAUCCCUAGCUCAAUUCUGUCCAGUCUUCAAGAUGCCACACUCCUUCGGUUACCGGGCGCGUACGCGCGACAUGUUCAAGCGGGGGUUCAAGGAGCAUGGCCCCAUCAAGCUGUCCACCUACCUCACCAACUACCGCAUUGGUGACAUCGUCGACAUCAAGGCAAAUGCCGCGCAGCAAAAGGGCAUGCCCCACAAGUACUACCACGGUCGCACUGGUAUCAUCUACAACGUGACCCCUAAUGCUGUCGGCAUAAUCAUCAACAAGGUCGUCGGCAACCGCUACAUUGAGAAGCGAGUCAACAUCCGGGUCGAGCACAUCAGGCACUCAAAGUGCAGGCAGGAGUUCCUUGACCGUGUCAAGCGAAACCAUGAUGCGCAUGCAGCGGCGAAGGAGAAGGGCGAGCGUGUCAACCUGAAGCGUCAGCACGUCCUCCCCCGUGGCGCCUACACCAUUUCGACCAAGGAUAACGCACCGCAGACGAUGACGCCCGUGCCAUACGAGACCACUAUCUAAAAUGCCCCUUCUCUCCCUUUUUGUCGUCGCAUUUAUCACGAGGUUCAUGCAUGUUGUCUCUCAUGUUCUAUGUAUGCCCAUGCGCCACCAAUACGCAUAACAUGGAAACACUGUAUACUAUGCGCCGU